Nothobranchius furzeri (turquoise killifish) is the source of this 4505-nucleotide messenger RNA. Lineage: Eukaryota; Metazoa; Chordata; Actinopteri; Cyprinodontiformes; Nothobranchiidae. The record is from RefSeq and is a predicted model, not a curated record.
UCAAACCCGGAAGUGAUGUGAAGUAAUCAGAAUCGUUGAAAACAACGUCAGAAUAGAACAGAACUGGUUCUCCCUUUUUCUCCGGCGAACGGUCAAGAUGUGGAUCGAACCGGAGGAGGUUCUGCUGGUCGGAGCUCUGUGGGUGUCCGAACGGGCCAACCCGUUCUUCAUCUUGCAGAGAAGGAGGGGGCACGGUCGCGGAGGGGGGCUGUCUGGUGAGUUGGGUUCGGGUUCGGGUUCUUCGGUUUGAUUGGUCAGACUGGACAUCUGAUCCUCAGGGGAACGUUCAGAAUUCGCUUCGUCAACAACAGGUCAAACUGGUUCUGUUUAACUGAGCUCAGAGUUCCGCAGAACCUGAACGCAUCUGCAUUGUUCUGGUUCUGGUGGGUCGGAUUUCGUUCAGUCUGACUGACGGAGCAGAACCAGAAAGAUCCGGUUCAGAGGACUGAACUGAGCCACCCUGACCUCAGGUCAACAUUCUUUUCUCGGAUCCGCUCUACGGAGCCAGCAGGACCAGAACCAGAACUUUUAUUUAAAAUGCAAUUAGUGACGUCAUCACUGGGGGUCAGCUAACAGUCUCCUGGUUGGGACUCUGGAUGUGGUUCUUGACUCCAGUGCCAGGGUGGCUCCAUACAGAAUCCUUCUCCAGACUGCGGACUCUCAGGUCUACUGGAACAUUGCCUGUGGCUCAUCCAGGAAGGAGAUUACGGAGCACUGGGAUUGGCUGGAGUCCAACCUGCUUCAGACCAUCUCCAUCUUUGAUAACGAUGAAGAUGUCAUCACCUUUGUCAAAGGAAAAAUUUCUGGCAUUAUCGCUGAGGAGAAGCGUCUAAAGCAGGGUGAGGAGCAGGAGGAGGACAGCGGGAAGUUUCGGGAGGCGGAGCUGAAGAUGAGAAGGCUCUUUGGGAUGCCUGAGGAGGAAAAGCUGGUGAAUUAUUACUCCUGCAGCUACUGGAAGGGCCGAGUCCCCCGGCAGGGCUGGGUCUACCUGUCCAUCAAUCACCUGUGCUUCUACUCCUUCCUUCUGGGAAAGGAAGUGACCCUGGUGAUUCCCUGGAUGGAGGUGACCCAGCUGGAGAAGAAUGCCACACUGGUGUUUCCGGAGAGCAUUCGUGUGAGCACUCGUCACACUGAACAUUAUUUCUCCAUGUUCCUUAACAUCAACGACACCUUCAAGUUGAUGGAGCAGCUAGCCAACAUCGCCAUGCGCCAGCUGCUGGACAAUGAGGCCUUUGCUGCCGACCGCUCGCUGCCCAAACCCUGCAAGACCCUGAAGAAUGUCUCCACAUUGAAGAGGGACUUUGACGCCCGGGCCAAGAAUGAGCGGUACAGGGCCAUGUUCCGCCUUACGCAGGAUGAGCGUCUAGACGGACACACGGACUGCACUCUGUGGACACCAUUUGCAAAAAUGCACAUCGUGGGACAGCUGUUCAUCUCCAACAACUACAUCUGCUUCAGCAGCAGAGAAGAAGACCUGUGUCAGCUAAUCAUUCCUCUAAGAGAGGUGUCCAUUGUGGAGAAGGCAGACAGCAGCAGUGUCUUGCCGUGUCCUGUCUCGAUCAGCACGAAGAACAAGAUGACUUUCCUCUUUGCCAACCUCAAAGACAGAGAAUUCCUGGUCCAACGCAUCUCUGACUUCCUACAGCGGACCCCCGACAGCUCAUGGUUUGAUACCAGCCCCCCGUCCCUGAUUGGUUCCUCAGUGCCCUCUGACUCCACCCACAAGGGGCGCCAUUACCACUCAGGCCUGCCAACUGCUAGCCAGAGUCUGCUGCAGCUGUUCCAUCAAAACAGUCCAGAGGACCUGGGACCCAAAGCUAUGAAGGAGAAGAUGAAGGAGGAGGCAUGGAACAUCCAUUUCUCUGAGUUCGGUCGAGGUGUCUGCAUGUACAGAACCUCCAGAACCAGAGAACUUGUUCUGAACGGGAUCCCAGAAUGCCUGAGGGGGGAGCUGUGGCUGCUGUUUUCUGGAGCUCAGAAUGAACUUGCAACCCAUCCUGGUUACUAUGGCGACCUGGUGGAGCAGGCUAUGGGGAUGUGCUCAUUGGCUACGGACGAAAUCGAGCGAGACCUUCAUCGCUCCAUGCCUGAACACCGGGCCUUCCAGAACGAGACCGGUAUUGCUGCUCUGCGCCGCGUCCUCACUGCCUACGCCCACCGGAACCCGGGCAUCGGUUACUGCCAGGCGAUGAACAUCGUCACCUCUGUCUUGCUGCUCUACUGCACAGAGGAACAGGCCUUCUGGCUGCUGGUGGCGCUCUGUGAGCGGAUGCUGCCAGACUACUACAACACCAGGGUCGUAGGAGCUCUGGUGGAUCAGGGAGUGUUUGAGGAUCUAACUCGGUCCUCCCUCCCUCAGCUCUAUGAACACAUGCAGGAGCUGGGAGUCAUCUCCACCAUCAGUCUGUCCUGGUUCCUCACCCUCUUCCUGUCUGUGAUGCCGUUCGACAGCGCCGUGCUGUUGGUCGACUGCUUCUUCUACGAGGGAAUCAAAGUCAUCUUCCAGGUUGCUCUGACCGUCCUUCUUGACAACAUGGAUGCUCUUCUGUCCAGCAGUGACGAGGGUGAGGCCAUGACCGUCCUGGGCAGAUACCUGGACAAUGUUGUGAAUAAGCAGACUGUGGCUCCGCCCAUUCCUCACUUGCAUGCCGUCCUGACGAGUGGGGAUGAACCUCCGCCUGAGAUUGACAUCUUUGACCUCAUCAAAUCUUCGUAUGAGAAGUUUGGCAGCCUGUCCUCUGAUGUCAUCGAGCAGAUGAGGUUCAAGCAGAGGUUAAAGGUCAUCCAGUCUCUGGAGGACACAGCCAAGCGGAGCGUGGUGAGGGCAAUGAUGACUGAGUCUGCGUUCAGCAUCGAGGAGCUGGAGGAGCUCUACUGUCUCUUCAAGUCCAAACAUAUGACCAGCUGUUACUGGGGCUCUAGCAGCUCUGCAGCGGAGCGCCAUGAUCCCAGUCUUCCGUACCUGGAGCAGUACCGAAUUGACCCAGUUCAGUUCUCCCAGCUCUUCUCUGCCCUUGCUCCGUGGGUUUGUGGAGGCCACACCACCACGCUGUCAAGCCGUCUCUUCAGACUCCUGGAUCAAAACCAGGAUCAACUGGUCAACUUCAAAGAGUUUAUCACCGGACUCAGUGGGAUGUACCAUGGAGACAUGACUGAGAAACUGAAACUGUUGUACAAGCUCCACCUCCCUCCAGCUUUGAGCCCUCAGGAGGCAGAGUCUGCUUUAGAGGCCACACACUUCUUCACUGAGGAUGAACCAGAAGAAUCUUCAUUCUUGUCUGAUCUGGACACUUUUCAGCAGCAGGAAGUGGCUCCAGGUGAGGAGGUGAAAGACAAGGGAGGAGACGUUGAGGAAAAGAAAGAGGUGAAGGACUACAGGUACUAUCUAAGGAUGUGGGCCAAAGAAAAGGAGCCCAAAAAGGAGACCAUUAAAGAUCUGCCGAGGAUGAACCAGGAGCAGUUCAUUGAGUUCUGUAAAACUCUGUACAACAUGUUCAGCGAGGACCCCUCUGAGCAGGAGCUCUAUCACGCCAUUGCCACCGUCGCCAGCCUGCUAUUGCGCAUCGGAGAAGUUGGAAAGAAGUUUGGCAAUGGUGGGAAAAUGCAGGAGACCACCUCUCAGACCUUGCCCAUAAGCGCAGAACAGGAGGAGGAACCGGAUGAGGGAACGUCAGGUGAAGCUCUGCUGUGCCAGGCUCUCGCCGAUGCCCAGCUGGAGCCGGCCGUGCUGCAGACGUCUGACGAGGAAAACAAGGACGACACGGAGUCGUCUUACUCAGUAGUGAGCUCUGGCUCACUGCUGUGUGAAGACAUCGCUCACGACACGGUGCUGAUAGGUGCGGAGCAGAGACAGGGCAGCACGCUAGAUGUUGAUUGGUCAAUCACCUUCGAACAGGUGUUGGCGUCACUACUGACGGAGCCAGUGCUUGUCGAAUACUUUGAGAGGAAAAUGGACAUUCAGGCAAAAAUGGCUACAUGUAAGGCUCAGAGGGUCGUGGAGCGCCAGGUGAGCUCCCCCUCCGAACAGGAACUCAUGCAUCAUUCCACCUGAUCACCUGUCCGCCUCCAACAGGCACCAGAUAACCCAUCAGCUGAUUUGAUCACGUCACCAUGUCUGAUAACGACAUUUGGAUUGGAUGGGCCUGUAUAAUGAAAAUCAUUCUAACAUGCAGUAUUUCACUGACUUGUGACAUCAUUACGUCAUUUUUUUCCCGAUGUUAGAACACAUCUCCAGUCACAUGAUUCUGUUCCAGUCAGCUGUUUUACUUCCCCAUUUUCAGUGAUUUUAUUGAACUUUUGACUGAAAGAAAACCAUGUUUAUUUACUUUUAUUUUGAAGAAUUUUUAAUGCACUUGUUUUUUCUGUUUCCUGUUUCUAAUGACAUCACUCAUGUUUACUUCCUGUCAAUAUUUUUAUCUCAUCUCUGCUGUUUAAUUGCUUGCUUUUGAAUCUGUUAUACUUACCUAUUCUACAAAGUUAUAAUAAAAGUCGAAGGAAAUAUUAAA